Messenger RNA from Etheostoma spectabile (orangethroat darter), 1536 nucleotides. RefSeq names its product CDK2 associated cullin domain 1 (gene cacul1). Bases 298 to 1350 code for a protein of 350 amino acids. Gene Ontology annotation, biological process: G1/S transition of mitotic cell cycle; ubiquitin-dependent protein catabolic process; positive regulation of protein kinase activity. Gene Ontology annotation, molecular function: protein kinase binding; ubiquitin protein ligase binding. Lineage: Eukaryota; Metazoa; Chordata; Actinopteri; Perciformes; Percidae. The transcript has 8 exons. The record is from RefSeq and is a predicted model, not a curated record.
UGUUGAAAGUCUGUUCUUCAAUAUUUAAUCUUUAAACACUUGUACAUGGUCUAGUUGACUAACGGCACCAUACGUGAGGCCUAGGAACUUUCUUUAUUCAGCUAAAGUCUUUGGAACUACAUUUCCCUGAUUUCUCUCAGCUGUCCGGUUAUACGACGUGUCGUAAAAUUCAGUUAACAGCAAAAAAGAGAUGGACACCACCAAAGACGCCUGACAGUUUUUGACUUUAGCCCUUAUUGUUGUCCGAAAUGUUUAUGUAGGGACGCCAGGCUUCAGCUCACAGAAGCGGUUGUGAAAAUGGAAGCCAUGGAAGAUGACAGUUUGGACAUAAAAGACGACCAUAACCACAACUAUUGUGCGAGUAGCAGCAGCAGCAGCAGCAGCAGUAGUAGUAGUAGUAAAGUCCGCACCUAUUUGAGGAGCCAGUUGUCGGUUGUAACGACGGUCUCGCAACCUGCCGGUCCACCGGUGCCGGGUGAAGAACCGGGGACUCGACAAGGACAACUGUGGUCCGGCAGCACCGGGGGGUCAAAGGUAAUGGACUCGGAUUCAGGCAGUGAGAGCAGCGAAGUCAGCGAGACUGACUGCACGGCUCCGCCACCCGCGGUUGAGGGAACUGUCCCCCUCGAUUCUAACGUUACUUCCAAGUUCCUUCUGAAUGCAAUGGCUGUAGAAGACUACCGGAAAAACCACUGGCCAAACCUGGAGAAGGCAAUUGACCGGCUUCUGAUUCAGAAUCCCACGGACCACAUCUCUGUUUCUUACGCACAGAUAUACAGUUACGUCUACAAGUGUGUUUGUCAGCAGCACUCGGAGCUGCUCUACAAUGAUUUGACAUUAAAAAUAACAAACCAUCUGGAACAGGUUUCCACCCAUCUACACGCCAGACCACCCGAGGACUUCAUUGAGAACUUUAAUGUUGCGCUGACGCAAUACAUAGCUUCUCUUCAAUGCAUAGUUCCUGUAUUUAUGUACUUGAACAAGUUCUACAUCGAGUCGAAGCUGAACAGAGACCUGAGAGAGGAUCUGAUGAAGCUGUUUGCCGAUCACGUCGCAGAAAUACAUGUGAACACACUGAUGCCUCUUCUGAUCAAAGCUUAUUCCAUGCCGUUUCAAGUGCAGCCAUCUACAAUGGCCAGUGUGGUUAAAGGCCUCUACAGCCUCCGUCCAGACUGGGCCCAGUUAGCCCCGGACCUCUUCUCUGGCUUUAUUCCCCAGAUCAACCCUCCUGCUGUGGAGUCUCUGCUUCCUGACUACGCCGCUCACGACCAGAAGUUACAGAUGGAGCUCUCCAUGAACGGAUUUCCACGGGGUGACCAGUCUCGCAAACGGGCCAGCGAGGACUCGUGAUAGCAGAGCCGCCGUCGCCAGAUCUGUUUCAGAACUAUCACUGUGCCUCCUACAUCUUUCUCACGAGUUGGCUCACUGCACUAGGUACAGUGUUGACAGUGUGUCAGUUUCUUCUCUCUCGACUCAGUGACAAAUCACUGUGAACAACAAAAGGGUUGUUACAUCUUACAGCACUGAAAAAAAAAC